UGACAGAGGAUCAUGCAGCGGACAAAGUUUCUCUCCCAUCAGCAUCACUUCCAUCACCUCUAUCCUGUAAAUCCCGCCAAACCCAGCUGAGGAAUGAUGUCAAAUAACAGCACGAUCACACCACAGGAGGGGGACUACACCUGCGUGCGUUUUUACGUAUCCACCGUCUCCUUCUCGGUGCUCCUUUUCUUCAACCUCAUCAUCAACUGGACUAUAGUCCGCGAGGAGCAGCUCCGUAGUCACGCUCGCUUCGUGCUGGUUUUCCACCUGCUGGUCUCCGCCCUGGUUCACCUGGGCAUGAGCAGCGUCUUCUACUACCAGAUCCACCUGAGAGCACGACCGGGCCACUCCGCCUGCAUGACCAUGAUCACGAUAUUGAUAAGCAGCGCCUCCAACAUCCUCCUGACUCUCACCAUGAUGGCUUUGGACCGAUACUGCGCCGUUUGUCACCCCAUGCGUUACACCUCCACCUGCACUGCGGGGUACUGGCCCUGGCUGCUGGGCGCGUUCACCUGGAUCGUGGCCCUGCUCAUCCCCUUCAUCCUGCUGCCUCGCCAGGCGGCUGGGGACAGUUAUGACGGGGAGUGUGGCCCGGAGCAGCUGAAGAAAGGCGAGCUGCCGAAGGUGUUGUUCAUAGGUGUGUGUGCACUGCUCAUACUCUACAGCUAUGUGAGGAUAUUGGUGGAGGGACGGCGAUUGGGGGUCCUCAAUCGGCGCAAUCGCACCGGCUGCAGGACAAUCGCCCUACACGGGUCACAGCUGGCCGUUUACAUCCUCCCUAACUUUGUGAAAUACGUGAUUACAAGGCUGCACAAGCAUGGCUCCAUUCAAGCAGAGACCAAAGAGCUCGCAGCAGUGGUUAUAUUUGCCUUCUUCAGCUUGGCGCAGUGCGUUGCGCCAGUUGUUUAUGGUUUGCGUAAAGAGGAACUUCUGGAGCAGUUGUGUCACAGGUUCCCCUGUUGUUCCCGAUACUUGAAGAGUGUGCUCGGGUGGACUGUGCAUGCCAACUGGCCACACACAAAUCACAUAACACGGGAGAGGACUCUGACAGCCCAGACGAUCAUCUCCUUUGAGGCCACGCAAGUCCCUGAGGAGGAGGAUGAGGAGGAAACUGGGUCAGUUACAGUCAGGAGUUCCUCACAUGACCUACACUCAUGUCAAGGCGAUACGGACAAUGCCUGAUGGGAAAAAGCGAGUCAGUGUCAGGACCACACCACAACAGGAACAUUUGGAUGUGUGGUCAGUGAUCUCGAAGGAAGGAACCACUGUGGACAUAAUAGUGGUAUGAGGUUUAACUGUGAUCAGAGCAUAUUUAUAGACCUACAUGAGCAACAAUGGGAGACGGCUACGUAUUUAUAAUUUGCUCUAUUUUUGAACUUUCUUAAUUGGGGAAGUUGUACUCAUGCUGUGGCAGACAUCACGGUGUGGUUUCAGGAAAAAUGGACAUUUCCCUCCCCAAAAUGAACAUUUCCCUGGCUGGUCCAGGAUUCAUAAGACCUCUGACGUGAAGGCAAAAAAACAGUCCAGUCACAUUCUGGAUUAAAAUAACUAUGAAUGUUGUUCUCUGAACUUUGUAGAUAUUAAAAUAUAAAUUAUCUUGAUUCACUUGAAUACUUUCAGCACCUUUAAAACGUAUACAUAACGUGUCUGUAUUUCAUCUCUUUGUUUGGUGGUGGGCAAAAAGCCGCCAGUGGUUCAAAUCCAGUCCUCUGGGAAUCAUAUCCGACCUGCUGAUGAAAGUUGAACUCGCCACUUUUAUAGUUUCUGUGAAAUCUUUUACAUAUCUUCAAAAAAAACAAAAACAAGGAUCAUGCAAAUAGUGGCGAAUAUGAACUUGUUACAUCUGAUACUGCCCUCAGGACCAGGAUGCUUUCAAAUUGUGGUUGCAUCAUGACAUUUGAACACUGCAUGGUACUAAAAUUAAGUCUAAAAGCAGAAGUAACAGUUUAAUAGGUGAAUUGUAACACGUCACAACUUCAGCCUGUACAGAAUCUCUCUCCAGGAACACAAAGAAGAGGUGACAGGAAUUGUAUGCAGAUUUUCUUUGGUGUGGGGGGUUCUGAAGCUAAGGCAACAAUACUUUCAGCCAACUCCAAAUGCAACACAGAACAAUACACUGCAUUUGAGUCAUUUCUAGUUAAAUGAGUAUUGAAAUAAGUUGCAAUUCUGUCCCUUCCUGUGCUAGGGUACAAUCACAUGACUGUAUAAUCCUAAACAGUGUUACGAUUCUAUUUAG
This is a messenger RNA of Scomber japonicus (chub mackerel), 2236 nucleotides long. RefSeq lists its product as uncharacterized. Gene Ontology annotation, biological process: G protein-coupled receptor signaling pathway. The coding region runs from base 94 to 1182 and encodes 362 amino acids. The record is from RefSeq and is a predicted model, not a curated record. Gene Ontology annotation, molecular function: G protein-coupled receptor activity. NCBI's taxonomy places the organism in Eukaryota, Metazoa, Chordata, Actinopteri, Scombriformes, Scombridae. The transcript is spliced from 2 exons. Gene Ontology annotation, cellular component: membrane.